AUGUCAACUCUCACGCAAGACGCCGAUCUAUCCCAAACCCCGCUAUACCGCUCCAUAUUCGACCACUUCCAGCGCCUCCACGGCCCAGCAUUGGACCGCAUCAGUGACGCCGCCGAGCCCACAGCUUGCCCAAGCCGCCCAUUACUAGCCUUCACCGGUAGCCACGGCGCCAACAACGCACGCAGUCCGCAAUGGGCCUGUGAUGGCCGCCGCCUGGCGCUGCUCAGCGACGGCGCCGACGCGGGAGUCUACCAGGUGUACCUGAGCGAUACCACCGACGCAGCUGCACCUAGCAACUUAGCGCUCGUGACGUCGCUCCCUGGCACGGCGGAGGCUCUCGCCUGGAGCCCUGAUGGCUCGUCCUUGGUGGUGCGGAUGGCAGAGCUGGACGCCGAUCAAGCAGGGGCGCUGGGGUCGGACGUCGCUGGCGGAAGAGCAGGCAGGUCAUCGAGCUGGUCACCAUCAGUGCACGCACGCGGCGUUAUCCGCGGCUGUCGAAGCGCGUGGGUUGUCGACCUAGCGACACAGCAAGCGCGGCGUGUGAGCAGAACGGACACGAAUGUCUGGGAGUUAGCGUGGCUGGGCAAUGAGCAGCUACUGGCGAUGGUGUCGGCGACGCCUGAUGAAGACGCCUGGUACGAUGCUUGGCUCGCAGCGCUCGACUUGCGCAGCGGCACCUGGCGGGAGCUGUACACUGGCUCGGCGCAGCUGGGACGGCCUGUUGCGGCGCCAUCUGGGCAGGCUGCUGCCGCGAUUGAGGCCGUGGCCAGCGAUCGGGGAGGCAUUGCUGGGCAGGUGCUGUUGUUCGACUUCGCCAAUGGUGCGGCUGUUGUUCCACGUGCGCUCGAUCUGAACGGCGUCGAUGUUACUUAUCUGUGCUGGACACAGGAGGCGCGGCUGUCAUUCAUCGGGCUUCGAAACGGCCACACGGUCGCGGGACACUACUGCCUCCAAUCUGGGAUGGUGGAAGAGCAUUGGAACAGCCCGUUGACAUGCGGUCCCCUAUUGCCUGAGGCCGCAGUGACUCGUGAUGGGGCCUUCGCCGUGGUUACUGAGGGCUGGGAGCAGCCUCCAACACUGUGCGAGGUACACCACGGGCGCACGCGUACUAUCACAGACUUUGCUCACGACGGGACUGACUGGUUACGCGCACGCGUCGGAAGCAUCGAGCGUGCUGUGUGGUCCGGGAGCGACGGCCUUGAAAUCGAUGGUCUGCUCUGCAAGCCUCGAGACCAGCCCGGACAGCAUGCUCUUGUACUGAACGUACAUGGCGGCCCCAUUUGGGCCUUUCGAAAUCUGUGGCAGAUGCGUUCCCCCAUCGUCGCUCUCCUCGUCGCCCGCGGCUACGCCGUCCUCAACGCCAACCCACGCGGCUCGAUCGGCCGUGGCCCCGACUUCAUAAACCGCGUACUUGGCGAUAUAGGCGGUGGCGAUGCGCAGGACCUGCUCGCGGGCGUCGACUCCAUGAUCACUCGCCGUGUGGCCGACUCUUCUCGCGUGGGCAUCAUGGGCGUCAGCUACGGCGGCUACAUGGCGGCGUGGCUACCAACCCUCAGUCGCCGUUUCGUGGCCGCCGUGCCUAUCGCGGCCGUCACGAACUGGACGUCGAACCACGCCACGUCGAACAUCGGGCGCUUCGACGAGCUCUUCUUCCGCGCCUCGCCCUACGAUCCCUUGGACCCGUACGCGGCGCGCAGCCCGGUCAUGCACGCCUCGAGCCAGCACGCGCCGACGCUGCAUAUUGCCGGUGCACUAGAUAGAUGCGUGCACCCGUCUCAGGCGGUUGAACACCAUCGCGCGCUCUUGGAUGCUGGGGCUGAGUCGGUGCUGGUGGUCUACCCUCAAGAAGGGCAUGGCGUGCGCCAGUUUCCGACGUAUUUGGACUUCUGCAGUCGUGUGGUAGGUUGGUUUGAGCGGAAUAUGCCCCCCACCGUGCAUGCUUGAGCGGGGGCGAAUGGGGAAGCAUUUGUACGUAUGACUAUGAAGCUCAAGCUGGCGUCUAACAUAUCAACGAUGGCGCUUGUUUCCAACCACAAACAAACGAAUGUCGUCGUGUACCAUUGUUGCGGAAAGGAGUGAAGAAGAGUGGAGGAAGAAAGGAGUGGAGAAGGAAAGGAAUGGAGGAUGAAGGGCGAAGUGAGGAAAUGGCGUUGUCGCGCUACCCGAAAAAGGCACCAAAGUCGUCCAGCAGCAGCAGUUGCGUUCGCCACUUGGAAUACUCUCAUUGUUGUGACCUUUAUGGCAGUCCGUUCCACGAGGCCAAGUCAUUCGCUUCUUAAUAAAAUUAUUGCGGAAAUAAAAUUAUUGCGACG
This is a messenger RNA of Mytilinidion resinicola, 2312 nucleotides long. Its product is annotated as alpha/beta-hydrolase. NCBI's taxonomy places the organism in Eukaryota, Fungi, Ascomycota, Dothideomycetes, Mytilinidiales, Mytilinidiaceae. Gene Ontology annotation, molecular function: serine-type endopeptidase activity. Bases 1 to 1944 code for a protein of 647 amino acids. Gene Ontology annotation, biological process: proteolysis. The record is from RefSeq and is a predicted model, not a curated record. The transcript is spliced from 2 exons.